Musa acuminata AAA Group (dessert banana) is the source of this 921-nucleotide messenger RNA. Its product is annotated as protein CHLORORESPIRATORY REDUCTION 41, chloroplastic-like. The record is from RefSeq and is a predicted model, not a curated record. The coding region runs from base 135 to 803 and encodes 222 amino acids. Lineage: Eukaryota; Viridiplantae; Streptophyta; Magnoliopsida; Zingiberales; Musaceae. The transcript has a single exon.
CUUAUCUCCACCUGUAUCGCAAAGCGCUUCUACCAAAUGGCGCCUCCUCCGCCUUCCAUCUUCACUCACAAAUAACCCUCUCCUCAUCUCCAUUUCCUAUUGCAAGGCGUUUCUCUCACCCUUUUUUCCGCCAAAUGGCCUCCUCCGCCUUCCACCUCUUCCCGCCACCAAACUCCCGCCUUCCUCAUCCCCACCCUUCCCGCCAAAAGCUUCCCGCUACCCCAUUCCGCGGCCCCCGCUGCACCUCCUCGUCCCCUUCCAUUGGAAACCCUGACCCUGCCUCGGACUCGAAUCCUACCCUUGAAGCUAACCAAUCGGAGGAAUUGCCGGACCUCCCGCCGGCGGCCAUCACUACCUCCUUCGAGAUCGAGAAGCGGUGGAAGUCGGCGAUCCUCCGCGAACCCGGGUGGCGGUCCGGUCUGCAGAGACGGGAGCCGCCCAACUUCGAGAUCGGGUGGAAGCGGACCAAGGAGAUCAAGAUCGAGAAGCCCAAGGGGUGGGUGAUCGCGGACUUCCUGGAGAAGCUGGAGGGGCUGAUGGCGCGUGGGCGGUUCGGGACCGCGGAGCUGCUGGCGAAGACCGGGGAGAUCGUGGCGGAGCGGGCGCGGGAGGAGGCGGAGGUGCUGCAGGCCGGCGGCGAGGUGGAGGAGCGGAUGGUCACGGAGCUGCACCGCGUGCUGCGCCUCAUGGAGAUGGACCUGGCCAUGGUGCGGGCCGCCGUCAAGGAGGAGACGCUCGCGGAGCGGAUCGAGCAGGCCCGCGCCCGGUGCCGCCAGGCCAUCCUGGUGGCCCUCUCCUUUUGAAACAGAAUGAGGUUGAGAUCAGCAUUACCCAAGCGCGCAAACUGUUUGUUCAAAUGCUCGAAAGGGAGUGAGCUCGCUGUAUUGUCGUGAUGGAAUGCAGCAAUCAAUCACUUGAUCA